GUAGUUAAGUGAAUAUUGUCAACCUUUUAACUUAUAUAUAAGUUUAUUGAUAUCUUCAAUUUCAGAAUAAUUUCUUCCGUUCAAGAAACAUAGAAAUAUCUUUUUGAAGAAUGUUUAAAAAUAUUUGGGAGUUUCUAUUAAUAUUUGUUUGCUCUAAUUGGAACAUCAGAGUUUGGACAGACUCUACUGCAAAUUGGACCGUGCUAAAUGAAAUUUGUGGGAUUUCAUAUUCAGAUCGCAUUGUUGGUGGUUCAAGAGCCUCACUGGGUCAGUUUCCAUGGAUCGCUCACUUGGGAAUAAUGCGUAGGAAUAAUUAUGAUACAUUCACUUUGAGUUAUGAAUGCGGUGGAGCUCUCAUUCAUCCUACAUAUGUUAUCACAGCAGCUCACUGUACUGUUGAUUUUGAGGAAGGGGAAUAUUUAGCUGCUAUAAAACUUGGAGAACAUAAUUUAGAGACUGAGAUUGACUGUGAAAAUAAUGAAUGUGCAGAUCCUUUACAAAUUAUUCAGACAAAAAAAAUCAUAAUUCCCAGAGAAUAUGAUGGGACGAUUCUUAAACAUGAUUUGGCAAUUAUUGAGUUGUCAGAGCCUGCAAAUAUUACUCAAUACGUUAGUCCAAUUUGUCUUCCCACCGAAGUUCUCAGGCGAAAUUCUUUGGUUCGUGAAAUAGUCGAAGUUGCAGGCUGGGGUUGGUUUGAUAUUGAUGAUCCGAGAUCUUCUCCAAUACUUCAGUUCAUCAUGCUUCCUGUCGUUGAUAUUGAAAGAUGUAGAGAAAUAAAACAACUAAAGCAUUAUAAUUUUAGUAUGGGGCAAAUAUGCGUGGGUGGUCAAGCAGGAAAAGAUUCUUGUAAUGGAGAUUCAGGAGGUCCACUCGUGAAAAUAUUUUCUUCUAAGGAAUAUGGGCCACGAUAUUAUCUAUUUGGAAUAGUUUCAGUUGGUGUUCCAAGCUGUGGAAAGUUUCCACUUCCUGCUGUCUACACAAAUGUUUCGCAUUAUUUACCAUGGAUUUAUAAUAAUGUCAAAAUUUAGUACAAUAA
Molecule: messenger RNA, 1036 nt
Organism: Clunio marinus
Lineage: Eukaryota; Metazoa; Arthropoda; Insecta; Diptera; Chironomidae
Source: the annotation of a GenBank genome assembly